This is a messenger RNA of Camellia sinensis, 912 nucleotides long. NCBI's taxonomy places the organism in Eukaryota, Viridiplantae, Streptophyta, Magnoliopsida, Ericales, Theaceae. The record is from RefSeq and is a predicted model, not a curated record.
AUGGGAAAGUACUUCUCCAAAAACUUCUGUUGUAAUUGGUCCCAUGUUGUGACAGAAUUAGCAGUGUAUUCAUCUUCUGAAAUUCAAUACGAGGAGCGUCUUAAAUCAUUACUUAAGGAAUUCAGUAGUUAUCCUGAUGCAGUCAAAUAUGUCAUGGAUACUUGGUUGGUUCCUUACAAGGACAAAUUUGUGGCGGCAUGGACAAACACGUGUGAACCCGAAAGGGAGGCAUACAUUACUAGAACAGUGAAACCUAGUGCAUAUGUUGAUGCUUUCCCUUCUGGGUUGAAACCAUACAUUAAGUUUGUCAAGGAUGUAGCUGCAGAUGGGAAUUGUGGUUUCAGGGCUAUAGCUGCUUCAAUUGGUCAUACAGAAGAUGAUUGGGCUCAGGUUAGGCGUGACCUAUUGGGUGAGCUGCACACACACAAAGAGGAAUACAUUACACUUUAUGGGUCCUAUGAAAGGUUUGAAGAAUUGACAAGCAUAUUGUCAUACUUUGAAGACAGUCCUGGAUACUCACAUUGGAUGACUAUGCCAGACAUGGGCCAUCUUGUUGCAUCGUGCUACAAUCUUGUGUUAUACCACUUGUCUUUACAGCAAUGUCUCACCUUUUUACCUCUUAGAACCGUGCCAGUACCUCAACUUGAUAGACGUGAGAUUGCCAUUGGGUUUGUCAACGGAAAUCAUUUCGUGCAGGUUUUGUUGCAGCCAGGCCAUCCAGUUCCUCCUAUUGCCACUAAUUGGAGAAAAUACCGUCACCCUUGCGCUGUGGACUGGGAUGAUGCAUAUGUGCGUCGCAUUCAACAUUUCAAGGACAUUAUUCAUGAUAAUGUAGCUACUCGAGAGACUUUUGAUGUUGUUGAUGUCGCAUGACACAUGUAUGCAUUUGACAAUGUUACAAUUAUGGAAGAA